Daphnia carinata is the source of this 3624-nucleotide messenger RNA. Its product is annotated as serine/threonine-protein phosphatase 6 regulatory ankyrin repeat subunit A-like. The record is from RefSeq and is a predicted model, not a curated record. The transcript has 16 exons. NCBI's taxonomy places the organism in Eukaryota, Metazoa, Arthropoda, Branchiopoda, Diplostraca, Daphniidae. The coding region runs from base 122 to 3232 and encodes 1036 amino acids. Gene Ontology annotation, molecular function: protein binding. Gene Ontology annotation, cellular component: cytoplasm.
CCCAACACUAGCCUUAACCAUUAUGUAGGCCUUGGGCAAGCAGACUACCAUUCAUAGUGCUUCUAGUUUCAAUUCCAUAAACGAAAUUUUUUAUUUAUUCACUAGGAGCCGAAAAAUCGGAAUGGUUAUACUAAAUUUAUCUCAAGAACCCCCUCUUGUCCAGGCAAUAUUCAAAGGAAAUCUUAAUGAAAUAGAAAGCCUUCUGAAGGAGAAUGUUGACAUUAAUUAUCAAGAUGAUGAAAAACGUAGCCCACUGCAUGCCUCUGCAUAUAAAGGAAAUGCAAGUAUUACAGAGUUUCUUUUGCAAAAAGGGGCCAGAGUGAAUAUUAAAGAUUCUAAAUGGCUUACACCCUUACAUCGAGCUUGCAGAUCAGGAAAUGAUGAUACAGUUCAAGUAUUACUCAAAUACAAUGCUGAUACUAAUGCUCGUGAUAAAAACUGGCAAACCCCAUUGCACAUAGCUAGCUGUAAUAAUGGCUACAAAUGUGCCAAAACAUUGCUGGCGGUAUCUCCCACAGUAAAUGUUUCAGAUCGGUCUGGCUGUACUGCACUUCAUCAUGCCUGUUUCAAUGGUCAUAGUGAUCUAGUAGAGCUUUUGAUUCAACAUGGAGCUUCGUUGAAUGCAUUUGAUAAAAGAGAUAGACAGGCACUACACUGGGCGUCAUACAUGGGUCAUACGGCUGUUGUGAAAAUCUUACUUCAGUUUGGUGCCGAAGUGAACAUACGAGACAAGGACCUGUAUUCGCCUUUGCACGCGGCCGCUGCAAGUGGCCAAGUUUGUGUGGCACAACAGUUACUGGAAGCUGGGGCUGACCGCAACGCUAAAAAUUCUUUCGGAAACACACCUUUACACACAGCGUGCCUUAAUGGGCACGAACUGGUGUGCCAAGAAUUUGUGGCCUCGGGAGCCCUCAUCAAUGCCUUAAAUGUUGCAGGGCAAACUCCAGUUCAUAUUGCUGCUACCGCAACAAAUGGGGAGCAAUGCCUAACUCAUCUUAUAGAUCAACAAGCAAAUAUAAAUCUUCAAGCUAAAGAUGGGCGCACCCCGUUACAUAUGACUGCCAUUCAUGGACGGUUUACCAGAGCACAGAUGCUUUUGGAUCGCGGAGCGCUCGUUGAUAUUGGAGACAAGGAAGGUUGCACUGCCCUACAUAUUGCAGCUGCACAUGGCCAUGAACUGUUAAUCGGUGUGCUUCUCAAAUUCGGGGCCGACCCUAGCCGAAAAGGCCGUUGUGGUAUGACUCCAAUGCAUCUGGCAGCCUUGAGUGGAUAUGUUGAAUGUUGCCGAAAACUACUUCAUGUGCGCGGCGAAUUGGAUACCCAAGAUGAUUAUGGCAGAACGUGCCUUCACCUCUGCGCAUAUAAAGGAAACGCAGAAUGCGUUGAUUUAUUAAUUAGUAGUGGAGCUGACUUUAAUGUGAUUGACUCUUUUGGUCGAAUUCCCCUGCAUUAUGCUGCAAGUCAAGCUCAUUACCAAUGCGUAUAUACUUUAGUAAGUGUGGGAUCCAGCAUAAGCUUAAUAGAUUCGGCAGGUGCAACAGCCCUCCACUAUGCGGCUGCCGCUGACGUGGAUGGCAAAUGCGUUGAAUAUUUACUUAGACGCAAGGCAAAUACCUCCACCCUGGACAAACAAGGCUACUCGGUGCUUCACUAUGCUGCAGCAGGCGGGCACGAUGGAGCGUUACAUGUGCUGCUGAACGAGUUUUCAGUUUCUAAUAGCGGUGGGUAUGCAAAUGAACCGUUGAGCAUAUCCCCACUACAUUUGGCUGCUUACAAGGGCCACAGAAAAGCAGUGACGACGCUUGCUGCCAUAAGCUCUGAUGUUAAUGUGACUGAUUCAAAUGGAAGGACGCCGCUGGAUUUAUCGGCUCAAUUUGGUCAUGUAGAAUGUAUAAAUGCCCUGAUGGAGUACGGCGCUCAUCCGGUUGCUCAACCCGGAACCCUUCGAACUGCUAUUCACCGAGCGGCAGCCAACGGACAUUUUGCAUGUCUGCAACAGCUUCUUGAUAGGCAUAUGGAGCUUGUGGAUGUACGGGAUUCGCAAAAUCGAACGCCGUUAAUGCUUGCCGUCCAACACGCAAGUGAAGGACGGAAGCAAUCAACUGACAUUUUGUUAGCUUACGGCUCUGUUGUAGACCUUUUCGACAACAACGGCAGAACUGCAUUGCAUUAUGCUUCAUGUCGAGGGUCCGAAGACUGUGUUACUUCGUUGUUGGAUGCCAAAGCCUCACCAUACCAGAAGGACCACUUGGGCAAAACACCAUUUCACCUUGCAGCGGCUGCGGGAAAUGUAAACGUGCUGAAACAGUUGCUGUCGCAAGACAACGAGCCUUUAAAUGGUUUGAAGCUGCUCGAUAAUGAGCACUACACACCCCUUCAUUGGGCAGCUUACAAAGGUCACGAAAAUUGUGUAGAAGCAUUAUUGGAGCAUGAUCCAAGCUCAACCUCAGUUGGAAACCAGUUCACGCCUCUUCAUUGUGCCGUCUCUCAAGGAAACGAAUUGUGCGCUGCCGCUUUAUUGGAACAUUAUGGACCAUCGGCCGUCCAGGCAAAAGACAGACGAGGUCAAACAGCUGUUCAUGUGGCCUCUGCUUGUGGAUCAACUGACAUGUUGUUGCUUCUUCUCAACUACGUUCCUGAUUUGAAUGCCCAAGAUGCCCGCCAACGAACACCCAUAAUGCUAGCAGCCAAGGGCCAUACGUGCGUCCUAGAAUUGCUACUCACCCAGUGUGUCGAUCUGUCGAAGCGUGAUCGAAAUGGAAAUACGGCUUUACACCACGCCUGCCUCGCCUCUGCCGAAUCUGCUGCCCUGAUGCUUCUAGAGAGAAUAACCGAACCUGAGUUGAUUGAUGCAGCAAACUCUGACCUAAGAACGCCGUUGCAUAUUGCCGCGAGAAAUGGACUGGUAGCAGUCACUCAAACGUUGCUUGAAAAGGGAGCGUCGGUCACGGUAAUUGAUGUGAACGGAUACAACCCUGCCUUAUCCUGCGCACCGAAUGCUAGAGUAGCCGAUUGCCUUUCAAUGAUUAUUCAUAUCAUGAUUGAUUCUGUCCGCACCAACGGAAGGAGAUCGAGUUCUCUCAACUUGUCUUCUUUAAGCCUAGCCAACAGAAAGACGCAAGAUUUUAACGCUGGACGAACAGCUCAAACAGCCUCUCCUGGAGAGGAAGAUGAAGACAAUGAAGAUCGGGAGUCUUAUUCAAUCCGAAGUUCAGACUCGGAAUUUUAUUGAUUUGUUAGAUCGCUAGUGCGAGGGCAACGUACGUCAAUAUUUCUCCCAGUUGAUGAGGAUGAAUUGAAGUGUAACGCGUGAUAGUGUACUUUUCUUCAGGUUGCAUUCCAUUUCAUGUUGCUUUCUUAUGGCGUAAUCUUCAACAAAAUUUCGACGUGAUUCAGUAUGUGAUUAAUGCCUGCAAUUCACUUUCUUCCUAUUAUCUCCCCAAUGUUUAACGCCCGCAGCACGUUUCCUUGAUUUCAUUCCAUUGGGUGCCAUUCCACUUAUGGGGUAUUCACGUUCCAGUAAUUGUCGCCUAGCGGUUGUACAAUUCCCAUUCGGAAUUGAUUUUUAUUCGAAUAUUUACAUGGAAAUAUUCAAUUACAUUCAGCUUGUAAGAAACUUAGUUU